Messenger RNA from Brassica rapa (field mustard), 12878 nucleotides. Its product is annotated as pentatricopeptide repeat-containing protein At5g43790. The record is from RefSeq and is a predicted model, not a curated record. Gene Ontology annotation, biological process: RNA modification. Gene Ontology annotation, molecular function: RNA binding; protein binding. Lineage: Eukaryota; Viridiplantae; Streptophyta; Magnoliopsida; Brassicales; Brassicaceae.
UAUUUUUAUUAUAUGUUUAAUGUGAUUAUUUAAUUUAUUUUAAUAAUAUAAAUUAAAAAAGAGAAAUGAUACAAAAAUUAUUAUCAAAAAUAUUAUUCAUAAUCAUUAAUUGUCAUAUAUAUGUUUUCAUAUUAUAUAAGUCGAUAGUUUUAUUUAAAGAAAUAAUUGAGAAUAGUUUUUGUACACUACUAAUCAAUUUAAUAGUUAAUUCUAUAAAAGUAUAAUAUAUAUUUAUAUGUACCAACUUAUUCUUUAAAAAAAUCUAAUAAUUAUGUUAGUGAUAACAUGUAGCAACUAAAAAUAUGUAGGGGAUAGAAUGAAAACGUAGAAAUGAUUUUAUAAGGGAUGUAAUUGGUUAUGAUAAAAAAAAGGUUAUGAUUUGUGAUUGGUGUGUAUAAUCAAGUAGAAGAACUUCCAGGCGAAGUAAGAUACACCUCAGGUGGACCCCUACUUCACUAGUGCCUACAAGAAAAACGUUGGCCGUGAGAUCGAUCAUGAUCACGACGAACGUAUUUUACCUCUUUUGUUAAAAAGAACUUUUUUUUGUAGCAAGUUAUCAAAGUACUUGUUGGCAACAAUAAAAAAAGUGUAAAAAUAUUCCAAAAUUUUGCGAUAAAUAAUGAUGACAUUGUUGGACUAAUAGGGAAAGCUGACCACAGAGUUUUGAUAUUUUUUAUGUCGAUCAAAUGAUAUAUAUACAGUAUUAUUAAUAUUUAAAUCAUUUUCAAUGUAUCAUUUUAUUCUUUCAGAAUACAAUUAUCUUUUUUUUGUGUCAACUCACAAUACAAUUAUCUAAAGAGAUUGUUUUAUAUAAAAUAAAAUUUUCUUUUCACUCAUAGACUAUGUUUGAAUAAAAAUAAUAAAUAAAAACAACUAUUUAAAAAUUCAGUUUAUUAUAUUUUAAAAUCAUAGAUAAAAUAAAAUUAGAGAAGAUUUUACUUUUAAACAGAAUUCAGACUACAAAAUAAAAUAUAAUGGAAAUUCCCUUAAGACAUUAUUGUUUAUGUGAAUGCUAGUCAUUAUUUUGUUUAAUACUUUAAAUAAAAUGAACUAAACAUAUAUAUAUAUAUAUAUAUUUAUUAAAUAUAAUUUUAUAUAAAAAUUAAUAAAUUUAUAUAUUUUUGUCACAAGAAAAUUUGUGUAGCAUACAAAAUAUAGUUUUCAUGAUAAGUAUACAAUACAUAUUUCUAAUAAUAUAAGUAAAUAUAAUAUAUAAAUUCAUUGGUUGGACAAAUAAAUUUAGUUUCUUAGGUCUAAACCUUAAAGACUGAAAAUAAAAAGUAUUUAAAUUAAAUGACCUUGAUUUACAUUGUAUAUAAUUUUAAUAUUUUGGAUUUUAUAUUAAUUGGCCGCAUAAAUUUUAAUUUUUGUAUUUUAAUAUUUUUAGAAACUAAUUUUAAUAUAAAAGUGAACAUCCAGUCAUCCACAAUGUAUAAAGAUUGUCCAAAUUAUUUUAUAACUAAAAUUUUAAAAACUCAUUUAAAAUUCACUAUUAUUGAAUGUUAGGUGAUUUAUAUUAAAAUGACAAAUCAAAUUUUAUUCAAACAUGAAUUUUAAAAACUCAUUUAAAAUUCACUGUUAUUGAACUUAACAUUUCGUAGAGUACUCAAAAAUCCACUGUUAUUGAAAAUAUUUUAAGUUGUGGAGUUUUAUUAAAGUUUUCAGAUGAUGUUAGGGUGUUUGGGUGGAGUUUUUUAGUUAAAAUAAUUUAAAUUCAUAUCCCAUAAUUUUAGGUUAUAUUCUAAAAUGGUUUAACAAAAAUUACUUAAACCUCUACAACUUAUUAAAAUCAUCUAAAACUCCAUUAAAAAUUAGAUCACCUCAGAUAUUAUAUUGAAUAUACCCCAUUGGUAUUCCAAUUAAUAUGCUAACGUAAUUAUUAUCUUAACAACAUCAAACCAAUAACUACAACAAAUGAACAUAUUGCAAUAUUUAUCCUGGCUAACUUACAUACUUAGUAUAGUAACAGAUUAUAAAUCUAAGAACCAGAACUUUCAUUCUUCAUAAACUAUAAUAAUAAAGAAAAACUUACUUUAACUUCUACUAAAUAUGCAAUUAAACAUGUAUAAUAGAGAGUGUAAUAUGCUUGUCAAAAUGGAAAAACAAAUUGUUCAUUUUUUUUCAAAAAUGGGUAAAAUUGCAAUUAUUCGUCAUCAAUAAUUUUUAACAUCUUAUAUGUUAAAUUAUUAAAUUAUAGCGAAUAGUAACGGUUGUGAAAAUUUUAAAGAUAAUAUAUGAUGUUUUACAGCUUUCGAUAACUUUAUAUCUCUUAAAUCAAAAGUUGUUUCUUUUUAACUUUUAGUUGUGUAGACGGUUACAUGUAGAUAUUAAAAGGGAUAUUUUGCAAAAUACCCUAUUUAAGUUUUGAAAUUUGGAGAAUACACCGUUUUUGAAUAAAUUUGAAAACUAUACUUAAUUAUAUGUGAUGAGACAAUUUUGACCCACAAUAAAUAAAUAAAAAUAAAAUCCAAAAUAAUUAAUAUUCUUAUUAUAUUAAUUUAUUUGAGAUGAAACUAAUAAUGAUUAAGCAUACUUAAAUUUAUAAUUACGUAACUUUUUAAUUAUUUGAAAAUUGUUUUCAAGUGAAAUCAGUUCUAUAUAUAAAAUUUCUGUUGGCAUUUUUCUACUAAAAUUUUAACCAUUUCUAAAUAAUGUGACACCACCUGAGGGAGGCUGAUUACUUUCUACUGAAUUACUUGCUUGAUCAAAUUUUGCUUUUGUUUUCUCUUUCAAAGAUUCCUCAUGCUUCUGGACCAAAGUCAAGGCUGCUGCUAAUGGAGAUCCUUCCCUUGCGAUCUCAAAGACUUGUUUCUUUUAUUCGAUAUUUUGGUUAAACUUGAUGAGCGUAUUUGUUUGUUUUUGUUUGGUAAAAAUGUAAAGAUAAGCAUGUUUGUUUUUUGUUCAUCACUUGUUUUUUCUGGAAAGGAAGUUCUAUAUUCUUUGCUAUCUAAGCAAGUAUUGGCGGAUGUUCCGGAGAAAUAAGAAGAUUGUUCUGCUUUGAGAAUUUUCUUCAAGCGAGUAGAGAUAUGAAUUUACAUUUUCUUUUCAACUGAUCGGAUACGAUACACCACACAUGUAUGCAACAUUCUCUUGAAGAGCUAUGUGGCAAGGAAAAAGAAAGAUAUGAAUAUAUAUAUAUAUUAAAAAGGUAGAAUAUAGAAGAUGAGCAUGUGACUUCUACCUAAGAAAAACACUAAGCGGAAUUAAACUGUUGAAUCCCGAGAAAACUAGAAACGAUGACCAUGGAAAUUUUACCUAAUAACAAAAUAGAUAAACAAGCCAUUUUUCAAAAAAAAAACAAAAAAAUAGAUAAACAUGACCACUGAAAAUUAACCGGAGUUGAUAGAUGCUAAGAGAAAAAGAACCAUUAAACUUCUCUCGAUUUAAGAAGAUAUAGAUAGAUAUAAGUAAUUUAUUUAUUAUUAAAUAUCAUUCGUUUAUGAAAUGUAUCUACUUUUUUAUUGUCAUAAACAAUAAUUUCAGUUUAAAUAUUAUUUCAAUUUGAAUAUUAAAGUUAGUGCAAAGUUGCUAAUUAGGUUAAUUUAGUCAUUUCAUAGAUAAUUAAGUGUAGAUUUCAAAAAGAAUAAUAAAUGGUGUAGUUUUCACAAUACAAUCCUAUUUAAAAGUAUUUUUCCAAAUUUUCCCAUAUUAAAAACUAAAAAAAAUCAUUUAUAAUUAUAAUAGAUAGAAAAUUAUAAAAAAAAAACUUGAAACAAAGAAAAUUAUAAAAACUUAAUAAAGUUUUCUUAUAUUACAAAAUAUAAAGGAAGUGCUAGGAUUUAUGGUGUAUUUUGAGAAUGUGGUAUUGAAUAUGAAGAAAAAAAUAGAUAGAAUAAAAUAGAGAGAAAAUGUAUGUAUGUUAUCUAUUUUUCUCUGUACAAAGAGUUAAAUAUUUAUAUAAAUUAAAUUAAGAUAUAGAACUCAUAAAUGAUAUAUUUAUAUAUAGAAGAGAGUACAUAGUCCAUGCUGAGUGCACAGUAGUUGAUGUCAAUUUUGGACUUCAAAGUAAAUGAUAUGCAUAGCAUAAAUAAAUAUUCUCUAGAGCAUAGAAGGGUCAAGUGUCUACUUUGGAAAACCUAUAGCGAUCAUUAUGGCUCCGAAUGGUGACUGCCGAUUGAGCGGUGUGAGAUAAACGGUUUAAUUGCGGUGUUGUUCUAACAAUUAUAAAAAUAUAUAGAUAUAUAGUAUAUAGAGAUUGUUGUUACUGUUAACUGCGGGGCGGGGCGAAAAGCUGGUUACCAUUCAAAGCCUAUAAACAUGUAGAUAACAACUGUUGUUUUUUUAACUGAAAAAGAUAACUACUUCACUGUUUCGUUCAUCAUUUAAAUUAAUACUCUAUAAAUUAAUAUACACUAAAAAUCUCUAUAAAAUAAUAUAAUUUUAAAGUCUCAAAUUGAGUUUUUAGUUCAAUUAGUAUAUCGAUAAAUUAAUAUCUAUAUAAAUUAAUAAAAAAUAUAGUUUUAGUGUAGUUUCAAUAUAAUUAAUUUAUAGAAGUUUUACUGUAAUUGAAUUGUGGAGAUCUUAUAGACCCCUUUUGUCAUGAAACUCAUCACAUAUAUUUGAUGUUGAUGCUUCGAUGAAUACAUAGUCAAAUGAUUCAAACUCUCUUAAAUUUGUGAUUAAAGAGAUUAAAUUAACUCUCUUAAAUCAUUUAUAAAUAUUUAAGAAACAUUUACUGAAGUUUAUAAAUCCAAUCUCAACUCUUAAAUACUAAACAUUGAACAAUAACCACUAAACCAUAAUCACAAUGUUAGGAUAUUUUGACUGAAUGUAUUUUUCAAAAAUAGUAGUCAAUUUAGGAUAUUUUAAGAAAUUACUCUAGAUUAAAUUAACUCUAACAAAUUAUUUAUAAAUGUUUAAUAAAAAUUUAUAAAAUUUUAUAAACCAACUCCACCUCCUAAAAUACUACACCUUAAACAAUAAUCAUAAAAUCAUAAACUCAAACAAUAAUCAUAAAACCAUAAACUCAAAUGUUAUGAUAUUUUGAUUGAAUGUAUUUUUGAAAAAGUGAUAACCAAUUCAGAGCAUUCAAAGCAAUUCCCCUAGUUAUAUUGUGCAUAUAAUGUGAUCGCUAAUAACGCUAGCGUAUAUGCUAAUGUAAAUAUGUGAUUCUUAAAAUUUAUUUUAGUCAAUUUUUUUUGAACUGUUUUUUCUUUUAAUAAUAUUUUAGUCCUUUUGCUAAUACUGUUUAUUUUUUAAGGAAAACAUAAUUAUAUUUUCUUGAUACCAAGAUUUAUUUGUAGACUUUUUAUUACGAAAUCAAAAUUAUAUAAUAUAGGUUUAAUUUAUAAAUAUUUCAUAAAAUAUACAAAAUAAGCUAAAUUAAAUCUAAUUAAAAAUAUAUAUAAUUUUGUUUCUAUAGGUAACAUAUUUCUGUUUAAUUUACUCACAAUUUUAACAAUACAAAAACUAUCAUCAUCUACUUAUCUCUUUUUUAUUUUGGUCAUAUAAUUUCUUUAAUUUAUUUAAAUUAAUAUAUUUAUAUAAUAUGUGUGGUUUUAAUUAUAAUAUGUAUUAGGAAAUAUAUAGAAUUAUAAUUUAAAAUGCAUACUAAUGGAAAAUAUAUAUAUUUCGUUAAUUGUUAAGAGUUUUUAUAUUGUGAUUUUAAAAUUGUCAUAACAUGGAUUUAAUGUAAUAUUUAUUGUUAUUUAUGAAUUGUAUUUUUAUAUUUAUGUAUUUUGAUUUUUAUUGUAAUUUUAUUAUUUAAAUAUAUAAUUUGUUUUAUUUGAACUGAUUUUACUAUUUAAAAGUGUAAUGAAGUAUUUAAUCUACUUAAUCUGCCUUUAUCAUCUCACUUGAUAUUUUUUCUGUAACGCUUAAACUAUUUUUACCCUUCGAGCCCUGUAAUACCAUAUAGCUUGUUAGUUUGGUCAUGGUGGUAGCUAUAGGUUAUGGGCAUGGUUUGUUUUGGAGUGACGUAUCUUUUGUUUUAUUUCUAAUGAUUGUUUUCAAAUUCCGAAAGAUGACAAAAUUGUGAUUUUUAUAACUCAAAAGAUAAAUUUAAAAAUCACAAAUCAUUAGUUUUCGCAUGUGUUUGGCAUAUACCACUGAAAACAUAUUUUUAGAAAUAUACUGGGUCGAGCAUUACUUUCCUUCCGGUCUCUUUGUGCUGCUUUGUCCGCAAAACUGAUGCCAGAGAGAUAAAUAAAAGUAUCCAUACAAGAAAAACAGUUUGUAUAACAGAAUGUUAGAAAAUAACAGUUUACAUAACAAACGUCGUUUAUGCUGUCGAAUGGGUUGGACGUAAAUGAAUGCAAACUGGUUUCUAAAAUUCCUUCCAAAAAUCAUUUUGAAAUGAAUGUAUAUUUUUAAAAAGAAACAUCUUAUAAAUAGCAUUAAAAAAAUUGAUCACCAAAUAGCACAUAAAAUUUUCUAAAAUAUCAUUCAUUAAACAAGAAAAAAAAAACUAAAUGUCUAUAAACCUUACUUUAACCUUAAUCAUCAACUCCUAAAUACUAAACACUAAAUUCUAAUCAUUCAAUCUCAAAUCUAAGUAUAAAAUAUAUAUUUAUCGUAUAAUUUCUUGUUUAUAUAAUUUUAAAUUGAUUAAUUUUUUAUUUUAAUAUAUUUACAAAUAUGAGUAUAUUGUCAUUUUAUCAUUUAGUGAAUGUUAUUUAUAGUUCUUUUCAUUUUCUGUAUUAUUUUAAAAACAAAAACAUGUGUUAAUGCUAGGGUUUAUUUUUCUUAUUAAAAUAAUUUUGAGAUCGGAAAAUACUAAACUGUUUACAGAUGCUAGUAGAUACAAAAUACAUAUGCUAAACUUUGUGCUUAAUUUGAACUAGUCAGCAAAUUUUGUAACCUUGGUGAAACUACAAAUAAGAAUAUACACCGAUAGAUAUAUACGAUGCUCUAUAAGAGGAUUAAGGAUGACCAUUGGAGCACUAUAACUACAUAACUUGGCCUUAUAAUUCUAUUUAAUUCCUAGGUUUUAAAUUUGGUUGGCAGAACUUCGAUGGGAUUCCUAUCGUGCUCAACGCACGCGUGUGACUGUUUCAUCAUUGUAAAUUCAUUUUUGUCAACAAACACUGAUUAGUUUAAUACAGUAAAAUAUACAAAAACCUGGGAUUAUAUUCUUUAUAGAAUGCUUUCAUUUAACAAUACCUUAGCCUAUAUACAUUUCUAGCAUUUCUAAGAACUUCACGUGUUGUUCAACUGGUCAAGAGAGAAGCGUUCAAAAAUGGCCUGUGUAUAUGCGAAAAGAAACAAAUUAAGCAAAAUAUAUGGUUGUAGGAAAAAAAUCCAUUUUAUCGUGGUUUGGUCAACACUUAUCAUGUUUCUUAUUUUCGUUUGCUUAUUAGAAUUUGGAUAAACGACAAAAUAGACAUUUAAUCUACGAUUAAGGUAAACUCUGGGGGGGAAUUCCAUAUCUUUUUAUCGGUGCCCUGAUUUCUUAUUGCUUCUUGGAAAGUUCACACUUGACAAGCACGAUAAAUCUUGCACGUUGGAAAUUUUUUGUUUUGUUUACGUUUUUUUUUUAAAUUCAUUAAGCUAAGUUUUAAUUUCUAAAUCUAAUUCUCUGAGUUAUACUAACAUGUGUGUUCUUUAUAUGAAAGAUUGAAUUAAGAAGCUUGCAUCGAAAUUUCAGUAGUAAACAAGGGCAAAAUUGUCAUAAAAUAGUUAAACUGGAAACUUUAGUCAAACGAGUUUUUUAGAACUUUAACCGGUUUUUUUUUUCAAAAAAAAAGCUUUAGUCAACCGAUUUUUACUAUUACUGUUAGUUUAACCUAAUAGUUUAAAUACUUUCUUUUUGUCAGCAAUUUAAUUACUUAAUACAUCUUCCGACUGUGACAAAAAAAUAAAUAAAUAAAUACUUCUUCCGACAUCAAAACUUCACAUCUUAGAAGAAAUAAACUUUAAAUUUUAUAUCGACAAAAAAAUCCAUAAAUUUCCUUUUUACCAGUGGUCAGAAGGGCGAAUUAAUUGAAAUGUUUGAUGCAUGUUAACAGUAAAUUUAGUGUGAACAGAGAUUAUAGGAAGAGGUAGAAAAGUAAAUGUUGAGAGUAAAAAUUAUUUAAAGAUGUCAGAGUUGGCCUAAAACGGUGUAUAAUCUGCAAAUCUGCCACUUAUAGCUUUUGUGUCACUCUACUUUAGCUUUUGCUUUUUGAAGAUUAACAAAUAAAAGGUAAAAAUUGUGUUUAUUACCACACAACUUUUUCUUUUAAUAAUCGAAUUUUGUAAAACUAUCUAUCUAUAUAUAUAGUUUUCAAACUAACAUUUUCUCAUUGAAAUCUUUAAUUUUACGGGGGGAAGAGGAUGAUAAUUUUUCCUUCCUUAAGUAGACAAAUGUAUGGAUAUUGUAAGAACAUGCAUGGAACAUUGCACCAAAAAAAAACAUGCAUGGAACAGGUUUGGAAUUAAACUACAUUUCUUUACUUUUGUGUGAUUUUGAAAAGAAAAGAGAUGAGAAAACCUAGAAAAAAUAAUAAAGUAAAUUGAAAUUAUACAAGUUACUUUGCAGAGGUUCUGUCUUUUUAUCAUCUCUGAUUUUAGUCAUAUUUUUGCUUUUCAUUGUGAAAAGCAUCCCAAAGUGCAUUUCUGUUCCCAAAAUUUUGAACAAGUUAUAUAAAAAGACUGAAUAAAUCAUCAAAACAUUAUUUGAAGUAAAUGUGAUAUCAAAAGUGCCUAAAAAUUGGAAACACAAAUUGUUUAUAAAACGGUGAGAAUAAAUUCAGGCUUUGUCGUAUAGUUGUCUUUGAGCAACACUUGCAUUAGAACAUGGGAUUGUAAAGAAACGAUAUGAUGUUUACUUUCCGAAAUGUAAAAGAAUCUUCCUAUUCUCCUUACUUAAGAUCCUAUCAGUAUGUACAGUAAAUACAUGUUCUUGACGUAAAUAUAUGUUAAAAACCAUGAUUGGUCAAAGGUUGAUGCAAACCAUAUAACGGUUAGGGAUGUCUUAUUUUGUACACUCCGACAAACACAGAGAUGUCAAGCAAAUAAUUAAACCGAAAGGAUACAUGAACAUAUAUUUUGGGUAUUAGUGAUUGAGAAUUGCCCGUUUAUUGGGUCAUGUGUGGAGGUGCACUAUAGUUAGGUGAAGAAGACUUGAUGCAUCAUUUUCACUAAAGGUGUUCAAAAAGAAUUAUCAGUCUUAUAUCUACAUAGAAAUUAUUUUUAUAAAAAGAAUAAACCAAGAUAAAAAGAAGAUAUAAUAAUGCAUAAAUUUUCUUAUUUUAUUGAAGAUGAGAAAAGGUGUGAUUGUCUUGUUGUAGGGACCAACUUACUUUGAGGUGUUCCAAAGAGACCUUCACUUGCUUUUCUAUUUUUCUCAAAUUGAAGUUAUCCAGAUCAGACCAAAACAAAAAAAUGAACCAUGGCUAUAGUGGAUGAGAUGUGAACUAAUCAGCUGGCAAAUUUGAGAACUGGACAAACUAGUAUAUUUCAACAUAUAUUUGCACCAAAAUGUACCAAAAUCAGAGAAUGGCGAACAAAGAAAAAAGUUGUCCACAAACGGAUCAAUCCGUACCGUCCACUACAAUCAUCUAAAAUCAUAACAAUUCAUAUCAUACAAACAUAUUUAUACAAUAUCGCUUCAAUUUUAUAUAAUGUCUUAGAAAUAAAAAUCACUAAAAAUAUAAAACAGUUUCAAAUCAUUAUACCGAGUUAAAUAAAACUAUACUGAAAGAAAAUCAAUUUGAUUUUGCCUCAUUUUUUCUUUUUUUCUUUUUGGCAACACUUGGGCUUUGCAUAUAGCUAAUACUUAAUGCCCAGUUUAAGGAGAAUGCACACUAAAUAUUUUGAAAUUAUGGUUUCCAAACCUCUAGUGGAUUUGAUAUUAGAUUAAAUAAGCAAAAUAUGGGCCUUUAAUAAGUUAAUGGAAUCUAAUACAGCGUAUGCUAAUAUUCAUCAGUAACACAUAUAGACAUGUAGGAAGUGUAUUCAAGUAAGAGUUUCAGAGGAUUUGUAUAAAAAUGACAAAUUUUCCGUUAUUCAGAUGAGGAUUUAAAAAAACAUUUUAAAAUUUAGUGUUAUUGAACUUGUCAUUUUAUAAAAUACUCUGAAAUCAACUGUUAUUGAACAAAAUUUAAGUUGGAAAUUUUAGAGUGCUUUAUAUAUUUUAAGGGUGUUUGAAAGAGGUUUCUUAGUUAUAAAAUAAAAAUUCAGAUCUCAUAGUUUUAGAUAAGAUUCUAGAGUUGUUUAACAAAACUCACACCAAAUUCUAAUAUUAACCUAAAAUCAUCUAAAAACUCACUAAAAUCAAAUCAUUUCAAAUUUCAGAUUCAAUACCAUCCCUCAUUAAUGUUCAAACUCCAAAGCUAUUUUUUUCUAUUAAUUUAAAAUUUUGAUUAACUCAAACUGGUUUGUUCAAUCAAACUACGUGAGCUAGCCAAUCAGAAACUUUAUCGUAAACAAAUUUGGUCACGUGACCGUAUAGAUUAAUUAACUCUAGAGGUAUACAUGUAUAUCUAUUUUUUUUAUAAAACAUUUAAGUUUAUAUUAGUCAUUUUUAUUUUUAAGGUCUAUAUUUGUGACAAAAAAAAAUUUCGGUAUAUCCCAAAGAAUUUCUCUUUCUCUAAUCUUCGAAGCUAAUCAAGAAAAAAUACACUGAACAAAAAAGCAAUUACAACCGCAAACAAUAUCAAAUAUAUCAUUAGAAUAAAUUUGAACAUGGUCAUUACCAUGGAGGUAAGCUAGAGAUGAAACAUGGAGCUGAUUUAGCUAACUUAUCAAACAAAGAGCUGUUGAGCUCAAACUAUUCUCUCUUAUUUCUCGUAGAGAUGCUUGAGCUGUGUGUUCUUCCACAUGGCUUUCCAUUUCUGGAACCAAACCGCAAUCUCUCUGCCCCAUUUCUUUGGACUGCUUCAUCUUCCAGUCUAGGUCGAGCUUAAGAUCUUCUUGGAAACUUAUGUCUAGUAAUUUUUUUUGGGUGCUCAUUCGUUAUCUUUUUUCUGUUUUUCAUAUCCAUUGAUGUUGUUGCUUGCUUCUCACAACUACUCUCUAUCAUUGCUACAUUGAUGUUGUUGCUUGCUUCUCAUAACUACUCUCUACCAUUGCAAAAGGGACACGAUGUUAAUGAAGCGGACCUCCUUGUGUCCCCACUUUAUACUUGCAGACAUAUAUUUCACUAUUGAUGUCAACGAAUAGAGUCAAUGUAGUCCAUAGUUAAGAAAGUGAUAUGUUAAGACACUACUUGCCUCAUCAUAUCUUCUUGUCCAAAAAUUUCUCACUGGUCUCUCUAUUUAGGCUUCAGCAGGUCCAGUCAAUGACAGUUUGGACUUGAGUUUUAAUUUGGCUUGACUAUAGCGUUGGCCCAUCAAAUGAUAUCGCAAAGGCUAUGAAUGAGGCCCAUAAAUACACUAUUUUCUCCGACAGCCCCUUAAACCUUCUGCUACUUCCUUCCCCUAACCUCUCUUUCUCAAGUACUAUGACAUCUCCAAGCACAAGCAAGAAUCACCGAUGCUUAAACCUGAUAUCAAAAUGCAAAACCCGCGAGAAUCUCAAGCAAAUCCACGGACAGUUCCUCACAAUCGGCCUCUCUCACCACACGUUUCCUCUGAGCAAGCUGCUUCUUUUAUCCUCCACCCUCUGCUUACCCUACGCUCUCUCUAUCUUCCGCCGCAUCUCCAACCCUUCCGUCUUCCUCUACAACACCCUCAUCUCCUCCAUCGUCUCCACUCACCAAUCCACUCAAACCCAUCUCGCCUUUUCUCUCUACGCUCAGAUUUCGAGACCCAACGAGUUCACGUUCCCUUCUCUCUUCAAAGCAUCGGGCUUUCACCCUCGGUGGCAUCGCCGUGGAAGGGCUCUUCAUGCCCAUGUGCUGAAACUUCUCGAACCGGUUACUCAUGAUGGGUUUGUGCAAGCUGCGUUGGUUGGGUUUUACGCCAAUUGCGGGAAACUGAGAGUAGCUAGGUCCCUGUUCGAUCGAAUUACAGAACCGGAUUUAGCUACUUGGAACACCCUUCUCGCUGCGUACGCUAGCUCCAACGAAGGAGAAGGUGAGAUUGAUCUCGAGGAGUGUUUGAGGUUGUUCGUUAAUAUGCGAAGUAGUGUGAGACCGAACGAGGUUUCUCUUGUAGCUUUGAUGAAGUCUUGUGCGGGUUUAGGUAGUCUUUGUGGAGGAGUAUGGGCUCAUGUGUAUCUCUUGAAGACUAAUCUGUCUCUUAACCAGUUCGUUGGAACUUCUCUUAUCGACCUCUACUCUAAAUGUGGAUGUUUGAGUUUCGCACGCCAAGUGUUCGAUGAAAUGCGCCAGAGAGAUACGUUGUGUUACAACGCAAUGAUCCGCGGUUUAGCGGUUCACGGGUUUGGCCUAGAAGCUAUCGGGUUUUACAAGAACUUGAUCUCCCAAGGACUAGCCCCGGACGAAGCUACAUUCCUGGUGACCAUAUCCGCAUGUUCGCACUCGGGUCUAGUGGACGAGGGUCUUCAAAUUUUCGACUCGAUGAAAGCCGUUUAUAAAAUCGAGCCUAAGGUUGAGCACUAUGGAUGUUUAGUUGAUCUACUUGGAAGAUCCGGACGGCUGGAAGAAGCUGAAGAAUGCAUCAAGAAGAUGCCGAUGAAGCCCAACGCGAUGUUGUGGAGAUCGUUUCUUGGAUCAGCUCAAGUCCACAGUGACUUGGAGAGGGGUGAAAUUGCGCUAAAGAAUUUGUUGGGGUUAGAAAUUGAAAACAGCGGAAAGUAUGUGCUUUUGUCGAAUAUUUAUGCCGGAAUGAACCGUUGGGAUGACGUGGAGAAGACCCGGGAACUUAUGAAAGACCACCGUGUUAAUAAAUCUCCAGGGAUUAGUACUAGUAAUUAAUUAAGUACAGUUAUACCACAGUUCAUUUUGAGUUUGCUUUAAUUUGCCUAUUUAUUUGAAUUUAGAACUUGUUGAUUAGAAAACGCAUGUUGACAACUCGAUACGUGUAUCCCAAAACUAUUACAAAAUAGUUUUAUAA